GUUCAGGGUUUCUUAGUUUUGAUUCAAUGAAAUGUCCAGACUGCCCAGUUUUCCGCUUCCGACCGCGUGUUCUUGGUGAAGUUGUUGUCUUGUCAAAUUGCUAUAAAUUUGGAAUAUUUGAAAAUUUAAUUUGAUAAACUCAAAAUGAGUAGCAAAGCACAACCGCCAGAGCUGAAGAGGUACAUGGAUAAAAAGCUCCAUCUUAAAUUAAAUGGAGGUCGUCACGUUGUUGGAGUUCUGCGAGGCUUUGACCCAUUUAUGAAUUUAGUCAUGGACGAUGCUGUAGAACAACAAAAAAAUGGCGAGAGUCAUGAGAUUGGAAUGAUUGUAAUUCGAGGGAAUAGCAUUGUAUUGCUCGAAGCACUGGACAGAGUUGUGUGAUUUAUAAAUUUUCACUUCACAAUUUCACAAGUUUUUUUUUCAUGUCAUUAUUCAUUGUACUUGUCAUAAGAAAAUAAAAAACUUUUCUGUUAUCUAA
Molecule: messenger RNA, 478 nt
Organism: Uloborus diversus
Lineage: Eukaryota; Metazoa; Arthropoda; Arachnida; Araneae; Uloboridae
Product: small nuclear ribonucleoprotein G-like
Exons: 4
Coding region: 145-381 (78 amino acids)
Biological process (GO): spliceosomal snRNP assembly; mRNA splicing, via spliceosome
Cellular component (GO): P granule; U1 snRNP; U2-type prespliceosome
Molecular function (GO): RNA binding
Source: RefSeq, a predicted model, not a curated record